This is a messenger RNA of Ambispora leptoticha, 538 nucleotides long. The record is from the annotation of a GenBank genome assembly. NCBI's taxonomy places the organism in Eukaryota, Fungi, Glomeromycota, Glomeromycetes, Archaeosporales, Ambisporaceae.
UGAUGGUGUGAAAGCCAUUUUAUUAUUUGAACUUCUGCAAUAUGAGAUCCAAGACAAUAAUCAGUAUUUUGCAUAUUGCAUGGCAGAUAUUUUGUUUAGGAUGAAGAAUUACGGGUUUUUAGUCUUGGAUAGUUUGGAAUUCAUGCGAAAUAAAUAUGUAUCGAUAUUACUUCACACAGCUCUCCAUAUUGUAGGAGACUUAACUAGAAAAGAAUUUAGCAUGAGAUCAGAAUAUGAAAUUGUUAGUGAUGAAAGUUCCGGACGAGUUGAUUAUGAAAUCAAGAAGUCUGAAAACCUAAUCUACGUUACCAAAGAUAAGGUUCAUCCCGGAGAGAUUUCUCAAGCAAGUGAAAUUCUCUAUAGCAUCGAAUUCAACAAGAAGGCUUUGGAAAAAAACUCUGAGAAAUAUCAAGUAUUGUGUAAGGGUGUGAAAAAGAUAUUGGGUAUAAUCGUGGGUUUGUUAAAGGAUCGAGCUUGUGUGGAAAAGUCCCCAGAUACCAAGAGAGCUAGGGUUGAAGGAUACCACGCUAAAAAAUGA